This is a messenger RNA of Miniopterus natalensis, 2155 nucleotides long. RefSeq names its product DExH-box helicase 58 (gene DHX58). The record is from RefSeq and is a predicted model, not a curated record. Gene Ontology annotation, molecular function: ATP binding; zinc ion binding; double-stranded RNA binding. Gene Ontology annotation, cellular component: cytoplasm. Gene Ontology annotation, biological process: negative regulation of RIG-I signaling pathway; cytoplasmic pattern recognition receptor signaling pathway; antiviral innate immune response. Lineage: Eukaryota; Metazoa; Chordata; Mammalia; Chiroptera; Miniopteridae.
AGAAUGGAGCUGCGACCCUACCAAUGGGAAGUGAUCAUGCCUGCCCUGGAGGGCAAGAAUAUCAUCAUAUGGCUGCCCACGGGCGCUGGGAAGACCCGGGCAGCUGCUUAUGUGGCCAAAAGGCAUCUUGAGACUGUGGACAAAGCCAAGGUGGUUGUGUUGGUCAACAGGGUACACCUGGUGACUCAGCAUUGUGAGGAGUUUAGCCGCAUGCUGGAUGGGCAGUGGGCCAUUGCAACCCUGAGUGGAGAUAUGGGGCCACGCCCUGGCUUUGGCCACUUGGCCCAGAGGAAUGACCUGAUCAUCUGCACAGCUGAGCUGCUGCAGCUGGCACUGACCAGCCCUGAGGAGGAGGAGCAUGUGGAGCUCACUGCUUUCUCUCUCCUCGUGGUGGAUGAGUGUCACCACACGCACAAAGACACUGUCUACAACAUCAUCCUGAGCCGGUACCUAGAGCAUAAAUUCCAGAGGACACGGCCCCUGCCCCAGGUGCUGGGUCUCACAGCCUCCCCAGGCACUGGCAGGGCCACCAAACUUGAUGGAGCCAUUCACCACAUCCUGCAGCUUUGUGCCAACCUGGACACAUGGCGCAUCAUGUCACCCCAGACCUCCCUUCCCCAGCUGCAGGAGCACAGCCACCGGCCCUGCAAACAGUAUGACCUCUGCCACAGGUGCAGCCAGGACCCGUUCGGGGACAUGCUGAAGAGGCUCAUGGAACAAAUUCAUGACCGCCUGGAGAUGCCUGAGCUGAGCCACGACUUCGGGACGCAGACGUACGAGCAGCAGGUGGUAGAGCUGAGCAAGACCGCGGCUGAGGCCGGGCUCCAGCAGCAGAGGGUGUACGCGCUUCAUCUGAGACGCUACAACGACGCGCUGCUCAUCCACGACACGGUCCGCGCUGUGGACGCCCUGGCCGCGCUGCAGGAUUUCUACGAGAGAGAGGGUGCCACCAAGACCCAGGUUCUGCAUGCUGAGCGCUGGCUGCUGGCACUGUUCAAUGACCACAAGAAUGAGCUGGCCCUCCUGGCAGCUCGUGGCCCAGGGAACCCAAAACUGGAGAAGUUGGAACAGAUCCUACAGAAGCAGUUCAGGAGCCUGGACAGCCACCGGGGCAUCAUCUUCACUCGCACCCGCCAGAGUGCUCACUCCCUUCUGCUCUGGCUCCAGCAGCAACCCAGUCUGCAGACAGUGGACAUCAGGGCCCAGCUGCUGAUCGGGGCUGGGAACAGCAGCCAGAGCACCCAUAUGACUCAGAGGGACCAGCAAAAAGUGAUCCGCAAGUUCCGGGAUGGUACCCUGAACCUCCUGGUGGCCACGAGUGUGGCAGAAGAGGGACUGGACAUCCCCCAGUGCAAUGUGGUUGUGCGCUAUGGGCUCCUGACCAACGAGAUCUCCAUGGUCCAGGCAAGGGGCCGUGCCCGGGCUGAUCAGAGCGUGUACUCAUUUGUGGCAACCCAGGGCAGUCGGGAGUUGCGGCGGGAGCAGACCAACGAGGCAUUAGAGAACCUGAUGGAACAGGCAGUGGCUGCUGUGCAGGCGAUGGACCAGGCUGAGUACGAGGCCAAGAUCCGGGAUCUGCAGCAUGAAGCCCUGGUCAAGCGGGCGGCCCAGUUGGACCAGAAGGAGAGUCGGCGGCGGCAGUUCCUGGCGGAGCACGUGCAGCUCCUCUGCAUCAACUGCAUGGUGCCUGUGGGCCACGGCAGCGACCUGCGGAAGGUGGAGGGCACCCAUCACGUCAACGUGAAUCCCAACUUCUCGAUCUACUACAACGUCUCAGAGAAGCCUGUGGUCAUGAACAAAGUCUUCAAGGACUGGAUGCCUGGGGGUGUCAUUAGCUGCAAGAACUGUGGGGAACUCUGGGGUUGGCAGAUGAUCUACAAGUCAGUGAAGCUGCCAGCACUCAAAGUCCGCUCCAUGCUGCUGCAGACACCGCGAGGACGGACCCAGGCCAAGAAGUGGUCCUGCGUACCCUUCCCAGUGCCUGACUUCAUCUAUUUGCAGCACUGUGCCCAGAGCCUGUCAGACCUCUCCCUGAACUGACCGUCUUGUCGCUGCAGUGCCCAGCUCAGGCUGUAGGGGGCGGGAGAAUCUGCAGCAGCCACCGUCUUCCCCUGAGCAAAGUCUGGAUGCGCGUCCCUUCUGCCAGAGUCACCAG